Brenthis ino (lesser marbled fritillary) is the source of this 354-nucleotide messenger RNA. The record is from the annotation of a GenBank genome assembly. Lineage: Eukaryota; Metazoa; Arthropoda; Insecta; Lepidoptera; Nymphalidae.
AUGUCGGUCACGGCGGCUAAUCUCACUGAGCUAGCCGACUGCAGGAGAUACGUAUUAAAGUGCAGACACAAGUGUACUCUCUAUUCCUGUCACUUUCAUACUCCGGUGAGACGACACGAGACACGACCGGUGGGAGUUAAGGCGCAGGACCGACGGGACAUGUGCUCUCCGAAGCACGAGAGUGAAACACCCUCAACUUCCCAAUUCCGAGAUGUUACUGAGAAUACCUUAACAGAAAAAUCAGUAAUUAAACUUGGUGCGACCCUGGACUCGAACCUGAGACCUUCGGAUCUGGAGUUGUACAUGGAAGCCACUAGGCUAACGAGGCAACGCUUGACUUUUAAGAAUGAGAUC